AUGAAUACAUUUGUGAGUGAGCAGGAGGUAACCGACAGAGGUGUUUAUAAUGAGGUUGUUUCCCUCCUGGCAAAUAUGGAUGAGCAAGAUAAGGGCAAAAUUGCCCUCAGGAUUGCCUGUAUAGCUGAGACCAAGCUGGCUAGCGUUAUGGCAGUUCUGCUAGAGAAACUGGAACAGGAUGAGCAAGACAGAGUUGACAUUUACUGUGUCCUGGAGAAAGUAUUACAGCAGGACACCGGGGCCCUAGAGAGUAGUCUACUGAACGAAAUAAUAACCCUGGUCUCAGACGACAUAAGAGAGACUCAGGAAGCAACAAAUGAACUAAAAGUGGCAGCUAGCAACACCUUAGUGACCCUGGCACGCUGCUAUUUCUAUGAGGUGAUGUCUGAGCUGCAGUGUCAUCUGCAACUACUGGAGGAGCCUGAAGAGUAUAUUUUCAUUACGCUGGGCAACCUGUCAUCAGCUUAUGCACUUAAGUGUAUCCCAUAUGUGGGAAGGACCCUGAACGCCAUGUUCUCCAUGUUGGAGUCAGUCAAGGACAGCAGGCUGAGACAAGCAUUUUGUGGUGUUCUGGAAAAAUGGUCAAGGGCAAUCAAUCUAUUUUUGACUACCUGGGGUAAGAACACAUUCCCCAGCAUGGGUACAUUGCGAUUCUUCGAUAGAAUUCUUCCAUUCUAUUGUUAUGUGACCAGCAACUGGCUGAAAUGUGAGGAGCUGCAGCUCAAGCAGGCCAUCAUCAAAGCCCUUGGUCCCAUGAUGAGCCUCCUGCUACACAAAGAGGAGUAUCACGAUCUGGUAUUUGAACCGAUCUCAUGGCUCCUUGAGCAAUAUAAGGAGGACAUUGAUGUUUUUCACGUCACCAAGAGUCUGAGCCAGCUCUUGGAGGUCUCUUGUGAAUAUGAGAUCCCUCUACCUAAAGAGAAGUUUCAAGCCAUCUGCAGUGCUCUGCACAACCAGAUCUGUUCUCAAGCUAAGCCGCUCAGCACGGAAAAUCAUGCAGAGCUGUUCAAUUGUGUAGUUCUGCUAGCCCGUUCUUCUCCUGACGAUCUGAUCGCAUUUUUGCACUCGCAGCUGGAGAUUGAGAAUGAGGCUGUUCGUGUGGCCUCUUUGAAUCUGCUCAGUACUAUUGUUGGUGCCAACUUGCCCGAGACAAGAGUUAAAAACUUUCUGAUUGUGAAGGCAGUGAAAUCCACUUUCAGUGAUCAGAAUGCUAAGGUGAGGAAGGCAGUUCUUCAUUUUAUCAGGAAGCUGCUCAGUUCAGGAAGUGUGGAGAAUUGUGCAGAAUGGGAUAUGGUAGCAUAUGUUUUCCGCGAGUUCAGUGUGUCCACCAGCAAACUGGGUACAACACUUCUCACCCAGGCUAUUGAGGAAGAAAGCACUAUCCAAACCCUAUGCAUUGACAUCCUGCAAUGUCUGGACACCUCAGUCAGUGGAAUGACCCAAGUAGUAGCCUCAUCCCCUUAUGAAGGAGAAGGACAUGGAUGUGCUGCCUUGCAAUUACUUGAGGCCCUGCACCACAAUAUCCAUGAAGCAGUGGGUGAGAUGUGGGUACUAAAUAUCCCACCUCUGCUGCAGUACAUUGAAGGAAACACAGAGAAUUCCCUGGACCAUGAACGGUGGGAGCACAUGCUGCUUCAGUUCCUAAGAACAUCUCUGGAGAUGAUAGGCGACAGUGCCUGGAGCAGCCAGAUAAGCCUUGAGUUGAGCCAGCAGAUGGCCGGCUAUGCCAGCCCCUCCAAAGAGAAGAGUUUCCUGUAUAAGGCGCUAGGAACGUCCUUAGCAGUUUGUCAGGACCUGGUCCAUGUUAAAACACAGAUUAAUACAUUUCUGACGACAACAAAUUAUAUGGAAGACCCUGAGAGAGAGGGAGUCAUUUCCAUCCUCGCAUUGUCUGCUGAGAGCCACUUGGACCUCACCUUGAACGCACUUCAGGAGUUUGGGGCUGCAAUGAGCAAGGUUAAGAUUUCUGGGUUCAUCGGCCGCCUGAAGGACUACCACCGUGGAAAAAGAGGCAAGACUCGCAGCACCCUGAUGCUGACAUACAGCAACGUGGCUGUUCAUGCUCCAAAAGACCAGCUUCUCUCCCGAGUAGAGGCAGACAUCACAGGGAACAUCCUUCACCAUUACAGAGCCAGUUGUCAGGUGCUGGGCAUCACUGUUACGAACAAGGACAUGUACCUAAAAUUAACCCUCAUCCAGAAUGUCACGGAGAUUAGCUGUGCCAUCUUGGAGACCAGAGACUCCCAGGAGUUCGAAUUCUCUUACAAACAGGAGCUCCUUGGCUACAUUCUGGACUUCGUUAAAAAGGAACCACUGGAUUCCCUGGCAUCUCCAGUUCGCUACAAGGCAAUUCUUGCCAUUGGACAUCUGAGCAAACUCAAACCAUCUUUGACCUUGGAGGAAAACCGUGAGCUCCUUGAUGAGUGUUUCAAAAGUUUAUUUCCCCUUCCUCCCUUGGAGAAGAUGAAAGAGGAAGGCGAGACAGCCAAGGAUGCUCUGCAUAUACAGUCACUGUACGUGAGGUCCUUGGAAGCUCUUGGCAAGCUAAUGAAGACUUUGCUGGAGGAAGAACCAACCGCAGACUGGUUCCAGGAAAUGUUUGAAACUCAGGAAACUUUUAAUCGGUUUGGAUCUCUGAUUGGACUAAUAGCACCAUACAGCUGUGAUUCACUGGCCACGUCCCGUCAGUGGGCGGUUGACUGUAUCAGCUGCCUUCUCUGUAUACAAGGCCAGUCCAUGAACCUGGGGUCAGCGGCGGAGGAGGAGCUGAAAUGUCUUCGUGAAGCACUAACAGCUCCAGACCCUGAGGCUCUGUUUCAGGCAUCUUCCAAAAUGGCCAGGGUUGUUAGUGAGUACUUUCCCGCAGAACAGGCUACAGACUUUAUUAAGGCCACAUUGGGUGGUAUGUUGUCUGCCAGCCCCACCUGUGCCACGGCAGCUGGACUGUGGAUGAAGAUCAUCCUGAAGGAGUGUGGAGAUGCCAUGCUGGACAAGGUGCCAGAUAUCCUGGUUAUAAUAUAUAGCCACAUGUCUACUAUCCAGGAGGGCAGCUUGAGGCAGUUCCUGGUGGAGGCGGUGUCCAUUUUAGCUCACCGUGACCUAGAGACAGUGAUCUCCAGCCUCCUCGGCGAACAUCUGCCGAUGGACAGUGACAUCACUGAGCUGUGGAGAUCUCUGGGGGGAGACCCCUUGCUUGCCACUCAAGUCCUAAAGAUCCUGAUAAACAAGAUAAAGACUCCAACAAGACAAGAAGGCCGCAUCACCUCAGAGACUGAAAUCGACAGGGAUUUGGCAGCUGCUGAACCUCUCUCAGCAACAUGUGCCAUCUCUGAGGUGGUGUCAGCACUGCAGUCGAGCAAAGCUGUGCAGGAGCUGCUCCCAGAGUUGUUUCCUGUUCUCCUGCAGCAGGUCAGCCGAACCCUAGGACAAGAGAUGCCUUUGCCCAGGAUAAGCAGCGGGAUGCUAUUCCGAGAAGACCUACAACAUACUGAGGGCGACCCUUGCCGGCUUUCUAUCCAAGCAUUAGAGGCUGUGCUUUUCAAAGCCGGGAAUGAGAGACUGGGGAGAGCGCUCAGGGAGCAGAGAACAUGGAGUCUGCUUGAAAACCCCAAGACUCACCAUGAGGGAGUGUGUCUGCUGGUGAGUGUUCUGCUAAGAUCUGGACUAAUAACACCUGAGAUCUUACAGAGCCUCCUCCCCUGGGUGAAUUCCCCAACAGAAAACCUCCGAGUCACCAGCACAGCUUUCCUUGCCCAGCUAAUGAGUGAUUCCAUGCUCAGGGAGAAGAAGUUCCUUAAGUCUGUCUUGAGCAUCUUGGAAGAAAGGUCACAUGAUAGGAACAGCAUUGUCCGCCAGAUGGCUGUGAGAGGCCUGGGAAAUUUAGUCUAUGGCGCACCUGAGAAGGUGAAAAAGUACAAGUACAAGAAGUUUCUUCUGGACAUACUGAUCGGGGCCUUACAUGACAUUUUCAGUUCGGAAGUCAUUGGCGAGAGCAUGAAAGCACUGGCCAAAGUCCUGAAGGAGCUGAAAGAGAAGGACAUAGGUUCUUCCUUCAAAGACCUCACCCAACAGAUCCGGACUUACUUUGACGAUGUGGAUGAUGCUCUUCGCUCAAUGGCCUUUGUCCUAUUUGGCAUCCUGGCCCGGCUGACAAAGAGAAAAUGGAAGACCUAUUUCGCCGACCAGGUUAAAAAGAGCUGGGUCACACUUCUGCUGCACCUGCAAGACCCAAACCCUGAGGUUUCAAUGGUCAAAAACAAUGCAGAGCUGCUGGAGAAAUUGUACCAAAUCACCAUCACGUACUUCUAUAGCAGCUGGGAAGAGAUCCGGGCAGUUGCAGCCAACUUAGCUGGCAUCAUCCUGGAACACACAGACAGGCAGCGUAUGAAAUGGCUGGACCUGGAAUAUCUGCUGAUGUCUCUCCAGGUCCUACAGAAAGACCCAAGUCCCACUGUCCAGCUGGUGGCAACUGAGAUCAUAAGUGACAUCUCUUCUGGCCGAGUGAUUGGGGAAUGA
This is a messenger RNA of Terrapene triunguis (Three-toed box turtle), 4515 nucleotides long. RefSeq names its product maestro heat-like repeat-containing protein family member 2B. Lineage: Eukaryota; Metazoa; Chordata; Testudines; Emydidae. The transcript has 38 exons. Bases 1 to 4515 code for a protein of 1504 amino acids. Gene Ontology annotation, cellular component: cytoplasm. The record is from RefSeq and is a predicted model, not a curated record.